Molecule: messenger RNA, 5277 nt
Organism: Toxorhynchites rutilus septentrionalis
Lineage: Eukaryota; Metazoa; Arthropoda; Insecta; Diptera; Culicidae
Exons: 2
Coding region: 1-5277 (1758 amino acids)
Biological process (GO): DNA integration
Molecular function (GO): nucleic acid binding; zinc ion binding
Source: RefSeq, a predicted model, not a curated record
AUGAUGCAGCAAGUUCCAGCGGAGCCUGUACCGAUCCUGCCUUCAGGACAGCCUACUUUCAUGCAUCAGAUUCCGGUGCAUCAGCAUCAUUUCCAGCCGCGUCAGGGGAAUCCUCCAAUCCAUCAACAGCCGCCACCGUUUGUACAGCAGUCAGCGGUAAGUCAGAUUCACAUUGCUAGCUUGAUGGAGCAAUUGGAUCUCUGCAAGCGACAAAUCGAAGAAUUACGUCUUGCAAGAUCGGAACGUGAGGAACCAGGUAAGAGUCAAGCCUUUCACGAUGGUAACAAUAAAUACUAUAUCUUUCCGAGUUUGCCUUCCUUACCGACCCAAUACCCUCAGCAGCAGCUGAAUGAACAAAUGCAUUCAUUCAAUAAUAGCGAGGAGCAGCUGCGUCGUCUUCACGCGCGCUCUCGUAACGAUAAUUGUAACCCUAAUAAUCAAUAUCCAAAUUCAAAUCGACAAGACCACUUCCCCUCGGCACCCGACCAGUUUCGUCCAACUUGUUAUCCAAGUCAACAGCAACUAGCGGCACGGCAGUCCCUGGCACGUCAUCUACCAACUUUCUCCGGCAACCCUGCUGAUUGGCCCAUAUUCAUUUCCAACUAUGAAUAUACUACUCGAGCAUGCGGCUACAACGAUGGAGAGAACAUGGUUCGACUUCAACGAAGCUUGAAGGGGCAAGCAUUGGAAAGUGUUCGGAAUCGUCUCGUAUUACCAUCCGCGGUGCCGAAUGUCAUCGAAGCUCUCCGAUUGCGGUAUGGUCGUCCGGAACUUCUCAUCAACGCUAUUCUGCAUAAAGUUCGUUCGAUUCCCUCUCCUCGAUCUGACAGGUUGCAAGGUUUGAUUGAGUACGGAUUGGCGGUGCAGGAACUGUGUGACCACAUCGAAGCUGCGGAUCAGCGCGAUCAUCUGGCGAAUCCAACGUUGCUCCAAGAGCUUGUCAACAAAUUACCAUCGGAUCAGAAGAUGAUGUGGGCAGCCUACAAACGAGGACUUAGUGUCGUAAAUUUAAAGACGUUUGCGGAAUACAUGACAGGUGUGGUGCAAGAUGCAACGAGUGUGGUGAACUACGAGCCAGAGCACAAGAAAAGCGGUAGUAGAUCCAGAGAAUAUGUGAACUCCCACGCGACAGAUGUCGCACUACCAUCCACGUUGACAAAAACAACGAAGCCUGGUGACUGUAUCAACUGUAACAAAUCUGGACAUAAGAUGCGAGAGUGUGAUGCUUUCAAAUCGCUCAGUGUAAACGAACAAUGGAAGCGGAUUCGAUCAUUGGGUGUUUGCCAUAUCUGUCUCUUUGCGCAUGGAAAGCGAUCUUGCCGUAGCGACAGCCGUUGCAACGUGAGUGGUUGCCAGUACCGUCACCACUCGCUACUACAUGGAAGGACGCCAGUGCAGUUGAUUCCUCGGAUCGCUGAGAACCAUACGCAUCGCUUUGUCGAUUCCGGUGUCCUCUUCAGAAUCGUUCCCGUCACGCUCUACGGUACCACAGGAUGGAUAAACACAUUCGCGUUUCUGGACGAAGGCUCGUCGCUGACGCUCAUCGAAGGUGAAUUAGUGACUCAAUUAGGGAUAAGUGGAAGUUCGCAACCGCUCUGCCUACGAUGGACUGGGAACACAUCUCGCAUGGAGAAGAACUCUCAAGUGGUUACAGUUGUAAUAUCAGGAGUAGGUCAGAUGCGUCAGUUCAAGCUAGCCAGCGCAAGAACGGUCGAAAAUCUCAAUUUACCAAGUCAGAGUUUCAACUAUGGCAAAGCUGCUGAACGAUACCCAUAUCUGAGGCAAAUUCCAAUACAGAGCUAUCAAGGAGCAGUUCCGAAAAUUCUCAUCGGUCUCGAUAAUUUGCGUUUGUCAUUGCCUCUGAAAAUACGUGAGGGAGAUGGGCCAUCUGCAGUAAAAACACGAUUGGGAUGGUGCGUGUACGGACAACAAAUAGAGCAACUAAAGGAAGGUUACAGCUUCCACGUCUGUAAGUGUGACAGCAGCAGUGAAAUACAGGAAACUUUGAAGCAGUUUUUUGCUGUAGAAGAGACAGGAACUACGAUUCACGUCGCUCUCAGCAAGGAAGAGGAACGAGCACAACACUUGCUAGAGCAGACAACGAAACGGGUGAAUGACCAUUUUGAAACAGGCCUACUGUGGAAAAAAGACGACAUACAUCUUCCAGAUAGCUAUCCCAUGGCUGUGCGUAGGCUGCAAUGCCUCGAGCGUAAACUUGACAAGGAUCCUGCAUUACACGAGAAUUUCCAUCGACAAAUUCAAGAAUACCAAGAUAAAGGUUAUGCUCACCGUGUGACGCCGGAAGAACUCCAGAAAGCGAAUCCAGCGAGGACAUGGUUUCUACCCUUGGGUGUUGUGACCAAUCCCAACAAGCCCGGGAAAGUGAGGGUUGUUUGGGAUGCUUCAGCAAAAGUUGGAGGCGUCUCGUUGAACAGUAUGCUGCUAAAAGGUCCGGACCAGCUCACAGCAUUGCCUGCAGUUCUCUAUCGAUUUCGGCAGUUCUGGGUGGCAGUCAAUGCGGAUUUACAGGAGAUGUUCCAUCAAAUCUUCAUACGAGCGGCAGACAAGUAUGCACUCUGCUUUUUGUACCGGAAAUAUAAAACACAGCCAUUGGAGGUGUUCGUCAUGGAUGUGGCGACUUUCGGAGCAACUUGUUCUCCUGCGUCGGCACAGUUCGUCAAAAACCUGAACGCAAAAGAACAUGCAGAACAGUUCCCUCGGGCCGUGGAUGGUAUUCUUCGAAGUCACUACGUCGAUGACUACCUGGAUAGCUUCGGUAGUGUCGAGGAAGCGAAGCAGGUAGCGGAAGAUGUGCGACGUGUGCACCGUGAUGGAGGUUUCAAUCUACGCAGCUGGAACUCAAACUGUAAUGAAAUUCCGCGACAUCUGGGAGAAACUAAAGCUGUUGACAGCAAGAACUUAUACAUUGGAGUUGGAGAAGCAACGGAACGAGUCCUAGGAAUGCUUUGGAAGCCAACUAUGGAUGAGCUCUGCUUCUCUACAAGAAUGAGCGAUGAGGUACGAGCUCUAAUCGAAAGAGGUAACGUGCCAACCAAACGACAGAUACUUCGCUGCGUGAUGACGCUGUUUGAUCCGCUCGGACUGCUUGCGCCGUUUCUCAUACACGGCAAAGUCCUGAUUCAGGAUUUGUGGCGCGCCGGAACCGAUUGGGAUGAAGCUAUUGGAGACGUCUCCUACGACCGUUGGAGAAAAUGGGUGGAAAUGAUUGAGUUCGUGUCUACCAUAAGAAUCCCGAGAUGCUACUUUCCUCGAGCAAACGAACAAACCUACAAACGGGGCCAACUGCACGUCUUCGUAGAUGCGAGUCCUACGGCGUACUCCUGUGCCGUUUACCUUCGUGUCAAGGAUGAAAAUGGAGUUAUACGCUGCUCCCUGGAAAACCACACGAUAAGUGUUGGAAGGCGGAUUCUGUGGACCGAUUCCACUACAGCCUGGCACUGGAUACGAUCGGAUCCUCGUAAUUUCAAGCCAUUCGUAGCUCACCGUGUAGGAGAAAUACUGGAGAACACGAAUGCUACGGAAUGGAGGUGGAUACGGUCAUGCUUCAACUCUGCUGAUGAAGCAACCAAAUGGGGAUGUGGUCCAUACUUUUCAGAAGAGAGCCAAUGGUUCGACGGGCCGAAAUUCUUACUGAAAUCCGAGUGUGAUUGGCCAUGCUCUACACCACCUUCUGUAAACAUCCCAGAAGAAAUUCGACCAUCUGUGCUGCAUCACGCUACAGUCGAGCGUAUUAUAGAAUUUGAGAGGUUUUCGUCUUGGGAUCGAUUGAAUCGUGCCGUUGCCUACAUUUUACGCUUUUCGCAUAACGCCGUUAAGAAACAUCCGAGAAGAAGUGGUCAACUGAUGCAGAACGAACUUCGUGCAGCAGAAACUAUCAUCUUAAAACUCGUUCAAUGGGAGUCGUAUGCGGAUGAGAGAAGUAUUCUUGAACGAAAUGAAGACAAGCCGAUUAACGAAAGGAAGCCGUUGGACAAAAGCAGUGGGAUUUACGAAUUAGUUCCAAUUAUCGACGAGAAUGGAUUGUUACGCCAGUAUGGGAGAAUUGGGGCCGCGAGAAACAUCAGUUAUGACAUGCGCCAUCCAGUGAUUUUGCCCAAAGAUCACUGGGUAACUAGACUGAUAGUUGAGAAGUACCACCGUAAAUAUCGACAUGCUAACCCGGAAACUGUCGUGAAUGAGAUACGUCAAGUCUAUAGUAUAUCCAAACUUCGUUCUCUUGUCAAGAAUCUAUCACAAGCUUGUAUGAUGUGUAAGCUACGCAAGGCUCGUCCGAAUAUUCCGCCUAUGGCUCCAUUACCACCAGCGCGUCUAGCCGUGCGCGUUCGCCCGUUCAGUUACGUGGGAGUGGACUACUUUGGGCCUCUGCUAGUGAAAGUCGGAAGAGCCAGCGUCAAAAGGUGGAUCGCGUUGUUUACGUGCCUUACAGUACGUGCGGUACACUUGGAGGUAGCGUACAGUCUGUCAACAUAUUCAUGUGUUUCGUGUGUGCGGCGCUUCGUAGGGCGACGUGGUUCGCCAGUGGAGUUCAUCAGCGAUAAUGGGACCAACCUCCAAGGAGCUGAACGCUUGCUGGGGGAACAAAUAAAGCAGGAACUGUCGGCAACGUUUACAAAUUCAUCGACAAGGUGGACCUUUAUACCGCCCGGUGCCCCACACAUGGGAGGCGCAUGGGAACGGCUUGUGCAGUCCGUCAAGAGAGCCAUGAUGGAUGCGUACGCUGAGGGGAAGUUGGAUGAUGAGGGUUUACAAACGUUGGUCGUGGAAGCGGAAAGCAUUGUGAACUCAAGGCCUCUGACCUACCUGCCUCUGGAUUCUGCUGAGUCAGAGGCGUUGACACCGAACCAUUUUUUGAUGGGAAGUUCGAGUGGCGCCAAUCUACCGGAUACAGCACCGGGUCCACAACAACUGCCUUUGCAAGAUAUGUGGAAUCAAAUACAGCAAAAAUUGGAUCGGUUCUGGUAUCGCUGGAUCGUGGAGUACCUGCCAGUGAUACGAAGACAACCAAAGUGGUUUACCGAGGUCCGACCAAUACAAGUAGGGGACUUGGUGCUGGUAGUCAACGGUAAUGAGCGUAAUUGCUGGAUACGAGGACGGGUAGUUGAAACGUUUGUCGGGACCGAUGGCCGAGUUCGGCAAGCCAAGGUACAAACUACAGGAAGCAUUCUUAGACGACCAGUGGCAAAGCUAGCGUUGUUGGAGGUGAAGUGCAGUCUUGGUGGAUCGCAAGAUGCACCGGGGAGGAUGUUGCCGCAGUAG